Molecule: messenger RNA, 987 nt
Organism: Volvox carteri f. nagariensis
Lineage: Eukaryota; Viridiplantae; Chlorophyta; Chlorophyceae; Chlamydomonadales; Volvocaceae
Exons: 4
Coding region: 1-987 (328 amino acids)
Biological process (GO): transmembrane transport
Cellular component (GO): membrane
Source: RefSeq, a predicted model, not a curated record
AUGUUAGUUCUUGCCCACCUUUUAGUGUUGACCACCUUCACAAACACCGACCGGAAGCUUAUCAGCUUCAUGACGUUGAUCAGAGGGCUGCCCGUGAACGCAAGUCGGUUUUCCCAGUACUUGCUGUCCAAUUUUGGCUUGGACCAAAUUACUGCUACUGAGCACCAUGCGGCUCAAAAGCUGAAUGCCAAUAGCUGCGCAAGCCUUUCCGUGGUCAACAUGCUCAAUGAGUUGGCGCGCAAUGUUAUCCUUGAAGAAGAAGAAGAAGAGAGCCAGAUGCUUCAAGAAGGUGGCAAUCUGACCCACAGAAGAAAUGAACUACGAAUAGAACUGCCAUCCUCUAAGGAACCCCACCCCACCCCACCCCACAUGCCGGCAUCCAUGUCAGCACCGUUGCGUGCCGGCAGCGGCGGCGGCGGCGGCCCCUCCGCCAGCUCUUCCGACAACGUGCUGGCGUCACGUAUGCUGGACAACAUCCUCAGCCUCCGGUUAAUGCUUGGUCCGCUGGACUCCGAAGUGAAAGAGGAGGAAGACGACGCUGCGUCAUCGUCAUCAUUGGCGGCGGCGCCUGUACGUUCGUGUGCCGGCAUCGCCAUGGCCGCCGCCGCCACCGGAGACUUCUGCGUUGUUAUCGAAGAUGUUACGGAGCUGCUGCGGCGGCCGGAUGAUGGCCCCCGGGUGAUCCUGGUAAUGGUGGUGAUGGUGGUGAUGGUGGUGAUGGUGGUGGUGGCCGUGGUGGUGGUGGUGGCCGUGGUGGUGGUGAUGGUGGUGGUGAUGGUGGUUGUGGUCGUGGUGGUGAUGGUGGUCGUGGUGGUGAUGGUGGUCGUGUUGAUGGUGUUGGUGGUGUUGGUCGUGGUGGUGGUCGUGGUGGUGGUGGUGAUGGUGGUGAUGGUGGUGAUGUUGGUGACGGUGAUGGUGGUGAUGGCGGUGCAGAGGGCACCACAGGAGAAACAGGCGUUGGUGACGGCGUCGGUCCGGAUGUCGUGA